Notechis scutatus (mainland tiger snake) is the source of this 3963-nucleotide messenger RNA. Lineage: Eukaryota; Metazoa; Chordata; Lepidosauria; Squamata; Elapidae. The record is from RefSeq and is a predicted model, not a curated record.
CCGCAUGGCGGCAGGGGAGGAGGAAGCCCUGGAGGGGCUGGACGGAGCCACGCUGGAGGAGCUGAUGGAGAGCAGCUUCGUGGAAGAGCCGCCGGCGGAAAGGUUUCCAAAGAAAAUGAUUGGCUUCCCGGAUACUGUACUUCAAAGAGGUUUGAACAACAGAUACUGUGUUGUACAUGUCCAGGAUGACGAACGUGAGAAACGUCUGACAAUCAUUUCUUCCCUGCUUGACGAUUCAGAGAGAGAGCUGUGCAUCCUUCAGGAUGACUGGAUUUCUGUUCCAGUCCAGCCUGGUGAUAUAAUUCACUUAGAAGGAGAGUGUAAUUCUGGUAUCUGGAUAAUAAAUGCAGAUUCAGGAUACUUAAUUCUGUAUCCAGAUGUGUUACUUUCUGGCACAACUGUAUCAAAGAGCAUUCAGUGCAUGAGAAGAGCUAUACUGAGUGAAAAAUUCCGGAAAUGUGAACGUACUUCACGCGCAAUGCUGGUAGGCACAAUUUUGCAUGAAAUUUUCCAGAAAGUGGGAAUAAAUUUUACACAGGAAAAAGUGAAAGAAAUUGCUUUCUCAGCUGUUCAUGGACCAAAGUAUUUAAAAGAACUGUAUCAGUUAAAUCUGGAGCAAAAGGAUAUAAUGCAUGAGAUUGAGGAAUACUUCCCAUCUUUUAUUAAAUGGGCAGAGGUCUAUACAUACAAACACAGCCAAAAUAAUGUGCAGUUAAAACCGCUAGGAGCUAAGUCCUGUUAUAGUGUCAAAGUUACAGAAAUCCUGGAUGUUGAGGAGAAUAUCUGGUGCCCCAGGUUUGGCUUAAAGGGCAAGAUCGAUGUGACAGCUGGAGUAACCAUUCAUGAAAGAUCUAAAACUCAGACAAAAAUAAUACCACUGGAGCUUAAAAGUGGAAAAGAAUCUAACUCUGUAGAGCAUAGAAGUCAGGUUAUUUUGUAUUCCUUGCUGUGUCAAGAAAGGCGAGUUGAUCCUGAAGGUGGAUUUCUCUUAUAUUUGAAAACAGGCAAUAUGAUUCCUGUCGUAGGAAGUCGUAUGGAUAGGAGAGAACUGAUUAAAUUGAGAAAUCAGCUGGCCUUCUAUUUAAUCCACAACACAUAUAAAUCUAUAGGAAAAAAGCAAACACAGCUUGCCCCUCUACCUCCUUUGAUUAAUGAUAGCCAAGCAUGUAGCUAUUGCUCUCAGAAGCAGAACUGUAUACUUUAUAGUAGGGCUGUAGAACACCAGAAAGAUGUCUUAAUACCUCCAGAUGUGGUGGCUGCUACUGAAAAGGAGAUCUGUCAUUUAAAGCCUUCUCACUUGGAAUAUUUCCAUCUCUGGUAUCUAAUGCUAACUUUAGAGUCCCAGUAUAAAGAUGGGAAAAAAGGGCGUAAAAAUAUAUGGAUGCUGCCUGCUGCAGAAAGAGAAAAACAUGGGGACUGCAUUGGAAAUAUGAUCAGAAUAGAAAACGUAGUAGAAGUUUCGGAUGGACAGUAUCUGCAUUGGUUCCAGCGUAGAGACGAUUGUGUGCCAAUCACAACUUUGAUGGUUGGGGACAGAAUUGUUCUAAGUGAUGAAGACAACAAUUUGCUUGGCUUAUCUACUGGCUAUAUUCAGGAGGUUAAUAGAACCAAACUUUCCUGCUUAUUGGAUAGGAAUUUAUCUCAUCUCUCUGGGGAUACUGUAUAUAGAUUAGAUCAUGAGGAAGGAGCACUUGGCAUAGAAGCUCCUUUAGCAAAUCUUUCUAAAUUAAUGGAAAAUUCUCCUGUCAGUGAAAAGCUUCGUAGCUUAAUAAUAGAUUUCUGCAAGCCACAAUUUGUUCAAUACUUGAGUUCCGUCCUUCCUCCAGAAGCGAAGGACACGGUUGCAAACAUUCUGAAAGGCUUGAAUAAACCCCAGAAACAAGCAAUGAAACAAGUUCUCCUUUCGAAGGAUUACACCCUGAUUGUUGGUAUGCCUGGAACAGGAAAGACUACGACGAUUUGUGCUUUGGUUCGGAUUCUUUCUGCUUGUGGCUUCAGCGUUCUCUUAACCAGUUUUACCCAUACAGCAGUUGACAAUAUCCUUCUUAAGUUAGCCAAGUUCAAAGUAGGAUUUUUGAGGCUAGGAAGAGCUCAGAAGGUUCAUCCAGACAUAAAGAGGUUUACAGAAGAAGAGAUCUCCAGAUCAAAGUGCAUUAAAACUGUGGCUCAGUUGGAGGAACUAUACCAAAGUCAGCAAGUCAUUGCAACAACAUGCAUGGGAAUAAACCACCCAAUCUUCACCCGUAAACGUUUUGACUUCUGCAUAGUGGACGAGGCUUCUCAGAUUAGCCAGCCCAUCUGCCUUGGGCCUCUUUUCUAUUCACUUCGAUUUGUGCUGGUGGGAGACCAUCAGCAGUUGCCUCCACUUGUGCAAAAUCCAGAAGCCAGAGAACUUGGCAUGAGUGAAAGUUUAUUCAAAAGGCUAGAACAAAAUAAGAAUGCUGUUGUGCAUCUAACUGUCCAGUACCGAAUGAACAGUAAAAUUAUGUCAUUGAGCAACAAGCUGGUGUACGAUGGUAAACUGGAAUGUGGCUCUGAAAAGGUGUCCAAAGCUAUCAUUGACUUGCCUAACUUAAAAAAACUAAAAUUGGAAGAGUCUUUUUCAGAAACGUGGCUAAAAGAAACACUUGAUCCAAAUAAUCCCGUUUGUUUCCUUAACACAGAGAAGGUUGAAGCCCCAGAACAGACAGAAAAAGGUUGUAUAAGUAACAUGACUGAAGCCAGACUGGUGUUCUUCCUCACAUCCAUGUUUUUAAAGGCUGGUUGUAAGCCUUCAGAUAUUGGAGUCAUAUCUCCAUAUAGACAUCAAUUGAAGAUCAUUACCGAUUUGAUGGCAGGCUCGUACCUCACUGAUGUGGAAGUAAAUACUGUGGACAGAUACCAGGGGAGAGACAAGAGUAUAAUUAUAGUAUCCUUUGUAAGAAACAAUGUGGAUGGAAAUGUUGGAGAACUUCUGAAGGACUGGAGACGUCUUAAUGUUGCCAUUACAAGAGCUAAGCAUAAGUUGGUUAUGCUGGGCUGUGUACCGUCCCUUUGUCUCUAUCCUCCUCUAAAGAAAUUACUUCAUCAUCUGAAGAAUGAAGCUAUGAUUUUCAACAUUCCUUUAGGAGCAUGUGAACAUGUUUUACAUUGUAAACUCUUAUGACAAACAAACAAACACUGAGGAGAAAAUCUUCACUAUUAUGAAGCUGAUACACUGAAUUCUGCCAGAAGGUGCUAAACUGGAUUGUUCCAGCUUGUUUUACAUACUAAUGAUGCCUUAAAAAACUCUUUGGCAUUUUAAAAAUAGAUCUUAAAGCAUUAUCACAGUAUAUCUAUUUGUAUUUUUCCCAUUUUGAAAAACAAUAUGUAAUUAAGUAUUUUGAAUUCCUUUUAUUGAGAUUUUGUGCUCACAAGUUGUGAGUAGCUUUAGCUUUUUAUACAGAAAUGUUAAAGUAUGCAGGUUUCACUUCUCACUUCAGUUAAGCAUGAAUUAAUCUAACUCCUCCACUGUUAAAAUUGGUUUGUUUGUAGUAUAUCUUCCUCUAUGUCAUAACUAUUCAAGAAACCUUCUAGAUAUUGUUGUCUCAAAGCCUGAUCCCCACUUAAGAAUGAUCCCAGCCCUUGUUAAACAUUCAUUUUAAGAGAAAUAUUUAUUUGGCAUUGCAAUGAUGUAAUUUUAGGAAGGAUGUUUGAAAUGCUCGUUUCUAAUGUUAACAUAAUUUUGGGGGGGAAAUAGAACUGUGCACCUCUAGUUCAUUGCAUGUUCUAAUACCAUUUUAUUGAAGCAGUGUACGAAUUCAAUUUUAUGUGUAUGGAAAUAUAUCCUACACUAAAGCUACCUCUUGGACGAUAUAUUUAACUUUCCUUUGGAUUUGAUUGUUAUAUCAAGCUCCAAACUGCACUAAAAUCAAAUUCUUUUCUACGCGUAUUUUUGUAAUAUUUUUUACCUUGUGUAUUGAGUUCUUAAAUUCUCAUCUGUUU